UUACAAAUAUUGCUCAACUUCACUUAGAGUUCGUUGUCUUUAAUUUUGCAACACAAAACUCCAUAAUAUCAUUCGUUGUCCUUUUGUGUUAGGGUACAGGUUUUAUAAGGCAUGUCAUAUGGAUAAAAAUUUGACACAUUUGGAACCACAUUCGAGGGCAAAGGGGAACAAAGUCCUAGUGAGCUUAUAGGCUUGAUAAAUGGACCACUUUAGAUUCUUUGCGUGCUUAUUGUGUGUCUUUGGGUUCAUCAGUGCCAUGCCGCCCAGAGAGCUCAACCAUCAAGGUUAUGCCUCUCUUUUUAAACACGAGCCUCCCUGUGUAGAUCGUUACGUUAUUCCCGUCGCGUGGCACGUGAUCGAAGUCUUGAGUAAUGUCAAUCGUACGUUGAGGCAGCGGCAGGUCGAGGAGGUGAUCGAUGUGAUGAAUGAAGCAUUCAAGCACACGUCGUUCAGGUUUAAGAGUGUAUCUUUGGAUUUUACGCAAGAUGGCGGUAAAGAAGGGCUAAUUGCAACCCGUUGCCAAGAGAACAUGGAACCAUAUAUGACACAUCUGGCACAUUCACCCAGCACGACCCUGAACAUAUACACAUGCCGGAGUAAUAAUUUUGGUAGCUCCUCUUUACCAUGGGAUUACCCCGAAGAUUGCCCCUACCACGGGGUUGAGGUGCACCCAGACACACUCCCUGGUGGCCCCUUUAGUAGUUACUAUGGAAAGUUAACUGUACAGCAGGUUGGUCGCUACUUCGGGUUACAUUAUGUCUAUGAGGGCGGCUGUUAUGGCGAAGAUGACGACGAAGUCGAAGACACUCCACGCUGCAAAAAAGCUGAAUCGCUGGAUUGUGAGAAAUCCCCCAAGGACUCCUGCCCGAAUAAGCCUGGAUUAGACCCUCUGGAUAAUUUUAUGAACGCUGUGAAUGAGACUUGCAUGAAAAGGUUUACUCCCGGUCAAAUUCGCCGCAUGAUGGACAAAACGGACACGUAUCGCAACAAGCUGAUGUUAAAUAGUAGACAGUGCCAAAUAGAUGCUAUAUUCCGCUGGAUCGACGGCUUCGUCUACAUGUUCGCUGGCUCAAACUUCUACCACUACAACGAGUCACGCCACGGACUCGAUCCAGGCUACCCGCGUCCUAUAGCUGACCACUGGCACGGGGUCCCCUCGAGUAUCGAUGGGGCAUUCCGGUAUGGGGAUGAUGGGAACACGUAUUUUUUCAAAGGCGACAAGUAUUACCGCUACAACGAGCAAACAGGUCAAGUAGAUCCAGGCUUCCCUCGGUCAAUUGACGACUUCUGGACAGGCGUACCGCGUGAUAUCGAUGACGUCAUCAGUUAUGCAAACGGCUUUACGUAUUUCUUCAAAGACGACAAGUACUAUCGCUACAACCCAAAGACAAAUUCUGUCGAUCCGGGAUACCCUAAGGCUAUAUCCGCCUACUGGCGAGGGGUCCCCUCGGGGGUAGAGGCGGCGUUCAACUGGUAUAACGGAGGAGUGUACUUUUUUAAGGAUGGACAAUUCUGGUUCUUCAUACAAGAUGGUACUGAUGCUGGUGUGGUCAGCGGUUACCCCAAGUCUGUCAUGCGCUGGUGGUCAGAUGACGUGAUGAUCAGGGGCUACACCGCGCUGAGAGGCUGUGGUGUUUACAGCUAUUUCUUCUUGGGUAGUGAAUACUGGCGCUACAACACACUCCUCCACCACGUCGACAUCGGCUUCCCCAAGCCACGAUCAGAAGGAUGGCCAGGACUUCCAGACCAGAUCCAGGCGGCAUUCGUGUGGCGCAACUGCCAUCGCUAUUUCUUCCAUGGAAGCUCCUACUUUUUGUUCAACGCAACCGCUGGACAUGUUGAGCCGGGCUACCCAAGAAGCAUUGCGAGCUUCUGGAAGGGUGUCCCUAACAAUGUAGAUGCUGUGUUUAGGUAUGUUGAUGGAGUGACGUAUUUUUUCAAGGGUUCUCAAUAUUACCGCUUCAACGACGACAAGGUUAGAGUCGACCCAGGCUACCCGCGAAACAUAUCAUCCUUCUGGAAAGGUAUCCCAAAUGAUAUAGACACCGUGUUUGUCUGGAGCGACGGCCACACUUACUUUUUCAAGGCUAACCUGUUUUACCGGUUUAACCGCGAAUCUAAACAGGUUGAUCCGGGCUAUCCCCAGUCUGUUUCUCUCUGGAGAGGUAUUCUGUAUCAACCCUAAAUUGGAGCAAGUAACAAUACAUUAAAAGCAGACCACUUCACCCGCAAGGACAGCAAAGGAUUUUCUGUAGUGACCGCGAAAACGACUGAAAUGAACCGAAAAUUCACCUCUAUAUCAGUUUUACUAGAUGCAUAUCAAUUAAAAUUGUUAGUUUAUCUAUUCAUGACAAAGCUAGUAAUUAAAAAAGAUUUUCUGUAAUUGAUUUGAUUAACAAUUAAACGAUGCCAGGACCUCUA
Messenger RNA from Nematostella vectensis (starlet sea anemone), 2421 nucleotides. RefSeq lists its product as uncharacterized. The coding region runs from base 200 to 2185 and encodes 661 amino acids. The record is from RefSeq and is a predicted model, not a curated record. Lineage: Eukaryota; Metazoa; Cnidaria; Anthozoa; Actiniaria; Edwardsiidae. The transcript is spliced from 12 exons. Gene Ontology annotation, molecular function: metallopeptidase activity.